GUGUGGGGCUCUGGGGAUGGGGUGGGAAAUGCUGGCCACCUGGCAGGAGGGAAGUGGAACUAAAAUCAUUUCCCGAGGUUAAAUACAAAGUGCUUAGGGCAGGGGUUUGACCACAUGGAGCCACUGUCCCAGGUGAAGCUAAAAGUAGAGCAUUUCUCGGCCCCCAUCCCAGGCAGAUGUGUUAUGGGUGGUGGGCAGGAAAGGGAUACUAGUCCUGAUGCCCCCUGUCCUCAGGGCAUGGAACCUUCUCACAUCUUGAUCAUUUGGGAGUUCUGAUUCAAGGGGCAUGGGGAGAGCCUUUUCCCUUUUCUCCUCACCAUCUCAUUUUUUAAUCUUAUUUCUGGUUCUUUGUCCUCUUGGGAACAUGGUAGCAUUCCUACAUACCAAGUCAAUGUCCAGCCAAGCAAACAUGGACAUCGUGUGUGUGUGUGUGUGUGUGUGUGUGUGUGCGCGCGCGUGUGCGCGCGCGCUGCCUGGUAGUUAAGAGCAAGGCCUUUGAAACCAGAAAGAUCUGUAUUAAGUUCUCUUGUGUCCACUUCCUGCUGGUGCCCUUGGGCCUCUGAGUCUCAUCAAUAAAGUUAGAACAAUCCUACUUACCUACCACGCAGAGCUAUAGGAGGCAGCAAGUUAAUGUUUGUACCUGGCACACAGUGGAAACAGCUACAUAACUUUUCUAAGCCGCAUUUCCUUAUCUAUGAAAAGGGAUGAUAAUGGUGCUUGCAUUACAGGGAUUCUGAGGCUUAAAUGAGCCAGUAUAGGUAAAGCACUUGGCUCCGAUUCUGAGGCUUAAAUGAGCCAGUAUAGGUAAAGCACUUGGCUCCGCGCCUGGCAGUAAGUUAGUGCUCCGUAAACAGUGGCAUCAUCAUGUGUUUUCUCAUCUCACCGGGAUGGUCUAUACUGGCCUGUUUUGUAAACAACUCAACACCUUUGAGGGUUGAUCUGUCUCUGCAGAGUUUUGAGUUGGGGACUCCUGAGUUAGGAGCCCGGCGUGGGUGCGAGGAGGGCAGAGGAGCCCUGCCUGAGGGCUAGGGCGCUGGGGGAUGGGAGGAGUUAGCGAAGCCAUGUGGGUAUUUGUGACUCAUGUUUGUGUCGCCCAAGGGGAGAGUCGGGGGCCGGUAAGACGGUUAACACCAAGCGUGUCAUUCAGUACUUUGCCAUCGUCGCCGCCCUGGGAGACGGGCCGGGCAAGAAGGCCGUAAGACUCGCCCAUGCGGGCGCUGCUCCCUGCUGCUUCUCACUAUUUUUCUUUUCUUUCUCCUUUUUUUUUUUUUUUUUUUUUUCUUUUUUUCUUUUUUUCUUUUUCCCCUUUUUAAAAAGUUGAUUUCUCCAGCCCUGCCUAAGCCUCCCACCCUGGUGGUAGACUCUGGCCUGAGCAAGGCUUGAUCGGAGCGGCUGUGGCCAUUCUUGGUCACACCGUUCGGCAUAGUUCCAGGCUUGCCUCGCUGUUCCCAUCCAUAACACAGAGGGGUGGGAUGCCAUUGUUAUUCCUAAACAUUUUAUAUAAUUUUUCCCUUCCAUCAUGACUUUCAUAUUUUGAAAGCACUUACCACAUAGGCUGCUUAUCUACCAAGAAGUGAUUGUUUUUUUGGUUUUCAUGUACCAAAGACACAGUUUAUACAGAGGUCAACCAGAGCCAAGGGUACUUGGCAUUCCCAUCAGCCAAGGUUUUGGGGCAGUUUUGUACCCUGUGAUUUCUGUAUGGUUUUUGAAAUUUCCUGAAGCAAUGGGGGACCAGUGUUUUAUUUUGUUUUUGUUUUUAGGGUACAAAAUUCAUUCUUAGCCCCAGGCCAACUGUUCAGAGAUCGGCUUGGGUCCCCUCACCCCCAAAAUUGGUUGCCUUUUAUUUCCAGAAGCCCAUGGCCUCUUCCUACACAGCCCCCACUCCUGGUCUUGUCGAGCCUUGCUUUUAUUCUGGAGCAUUUUUCUUUUUUCCAUUUAAAGUUUUUUUCUUUUUCUUUCUUUUUCUUUUUUUCUUUCUUUUUUUUUUCUUUUCUUUUCUAUUUCCCCAUUUGGUUUUCUUGUAUUUUCUUUUUGUUUCUGUUUUGUUUUUUUUUGUUGUGGUGGUGGCUGUUUUUAUUGUUUUGUUUUUGCUGUUGCCUUUUUGGUACUCUUUCCUCCCUCCCUGCCACUCCGUUUUCCAAAUUCUCAAAGUGUCUCUGAGGAUGCUGCAGAAAGUUGGGGCUUGGUCCAGGGACAGGAAUGGAGGGCAGGGAGCUGGUAGGGAUGCAGCUAGGAUGGGUGGGGGUAGUGGGCUCCUGGGCAGAAAGAAGCCCUGCAUCAUGGAGUUGUGGUGGCAUGGGAGCUGUCAGGCAGGGUAGGGGUGGAGAGAAAGGCCGCCCCACAGGAGCAUAAAGGCCUUAUCAACUCCCCUCCCUUUGGACCCAAAUAUGACCACAUCUGCCCUGGACAUGAGCAUGUGGGGUGGAGCUCAGGGGAGGGCCUCCUGCCAUCCCUGCUGCACCUGUCCCUACAGCAGUAUCUUGGGUGGGGGGUGGGGUUAAGUCUUGGGCUCCCUAUAGGUGAGUGAAUAACAAAGUUCCCUGGCAUGGGAUAGGUAUCAUGGCACCCGCCACAUCAGAAUCCAUUCUUUCCUUUUCUCCCCCCUUUUUUUUUUUCCCCAGGCAGCUGGGAUCCAGGGUAGAGAAGAGAAAGAAAGGGAAAUGGAGGGAAGAUAGGGAUGAGGCAGUGGGAGGGUCCCCUCUGUUCAGUAAGUCCCUCUAGAGGAGACAUACAGGUGGCUCUCGGCAUCGUGGGCAGCAGGAUGCCUGGGCUCAGUGUCUGCAUGGCUCCCGACUUACUGUGUGGCCUUGAGCAGAUCAGUUUCCUGCUUGUUGGAGUCUUAGUUCCCUCAUUUGCAUUUAGGCUAAUAAUAUGCACCUGGCCAGACUAUUUUGACUAAUAGUAGGUGUACAAUUGUACAAUGAAAACACAGCUCAUGAUAAAACAGAGAAAUGUGAAGAAAGGCAGUCAUAGGAGGAGGUGAGAUGUAAGGAGAUUUGGGCAAGAGGAGGUUUCUUUCAGCCUCAGAGCAACAGGGACGCCUUCCUGGAGGAGGGGACAUUGGAGCUGGCUUCUGACAGGGAGUAGGUUUUAGUCAGGAAUCUCUAGGGCCUGGGACAGGCUCGCUUUCUGGGGCGUGGGAAACGAAGGGAUACGGAGGAGGCCAGAGACAGAGCUGAGGUGCUGUGAGUAGGAGACCCCCCCAGACAUAGCCCCUGCCUCAAGCCCCUGACUAGGGCCAUGCUUGUUCCACUUUCCAGCAUUUCUCCUUCUAACAGUCCCUGGAGGGUCAGGCAUGGGGAGUGGGGUGGGGGCUACACAUCUGGGUGACUAACGUUCACUGUCCUCCUAACCACCACCUCCUCCCCUCUCUCCCUGCCUGCCGAGUCCUCACAGCCUCUAAUGUUGUCUUUCUUCUCCUCCCAGCAAUUUCUGGCCACAAAGACUGGGGGCACCCUGGAGGAUCAAAUCAUUGAGGCGAACCCUGCCAUGGAGGCUUUUGGCAAUGCCAAGACCCUGCGGAAUGACAACUCGUCCCGCUUUAUCUCCUGGAGAAGUCUCGGGUAAUCUUCCAGCUGCCCGGUGAGCGUGGCUACCACGUCUACUACCAGAUCCUCUCGGGGAAGAAGCCAGAGCUGCAGGGUGAGGGAAGCAGCGGAUGGGACGGGAGUCAGAGCCCACAGGUCUGACUGGGAGUGGGGCUUCCGGGCCUGUCCUGGCCCCCAUCGAGCCAGGCCCUGAGGUGCCUGCUCCCCCCCUGUUCUGGGCUCUGUGACAUCCCUUCUUUCCCAGGGCCCCAGAGCUCCUAAAAGACCACUCACUUGUCUGGGACUUCUGGCUCUUGUUGAGCCCUCUCCCCCUCAUGUUAGGGAACAGGCCCCUUAAAACCAUCUGCUGUCCUGAGACCAGAGAGGUCCGGCCAGCACCAAGAGAGGAGCCCUGGCUCUGUCUAGACCCAGCUCCUCUCUCUCGCAAGCCCCUCAGGGGCAGACCCUCGUCCUCCCUGUGCCCCAGCGCCCAGCACAGAGGGGCCAGAGGGGUGGCUGCGAGCAAUGGUCAAGGGAUGAAUGAGAUGGAGGGACCGUGGCUCCUUCCUCAGCACCAUAAAGAAGGAGAAGCCCUGGGCAUGGGAGUUCAGGCGAGAAACGCAAGCUCUGAAGUCUUGAGAAGGUCCUAGGCUCUCCUGCCAGGCUGGCCCCCAGGACCCAGCACGCUGGGGUGGGGGGAGAAGGCUAACUGGCAAACAGAGCCAACCUGCCCGUCUCGGCCCCCUCGGCCCCAGACAUGCUGCUCCUGUCCAUGAACCCCUACGACUACCACUUCUGCAGCCAGGGCGUCAUCACCGUGGACAACAUGGAUGACGGGGAGGAGCUCAUAGCCACUGACCAUGCCAUGGACAUCCUGGGCUUCAGCGUGGAUGAGAAGUGUGCCUGCUAUAAGAUCGUGGGUGCCCUCCUACACUUCGGCAACAUGAAGUUCAAGCAGAAGCAACGGGAGGAGCAGGCUGAGGCCGAUGGCACUGAGAGUGAGGGGCCCUGACCCUGGCCCGACCUGGUCAUCACCUUGACCUUGAGGCCAACAUCUAGUCCGUGACUGUUAACCCUAAGCCUUGCCCACAAGCUUUGGCCUCAGUCUUAACCUGGCCUUGAUUAUAAACCCGGACUUAGCAGUUCCAGACCAUCACCCUCCUGAGCUGCACGGUUUGCUGGUCCUGACCUUGACCUCGACCAGCCUCCCUUUCUUAACCCUAGGUUGAGGCCAGUAGAGCUCCCAGGACCCAUUUUCUUGGCCUCCUCCUCAUCUUACCCUUGUGUCCUGCCAGGUGCUGACAAGGCUGCCUACCUGAUGGGGGUCAGCAGUGGGGACCUCCUUAAAGGCCUUCUGCACCCCCGAGUGCGUGUGGGGAACGAGUAUGUGACCAAGGGCCAGAGUGUGGAGCAGGUGGUGUUUGCUGUGGGGGCUCUGGCCAAGGCCACCUAUGACCGGCUAUUCCGAUGGCUGGUGUCAAGGAUCAACCAGACGCUGGACACCAAGCUGCCCCGUCAGUUCUUCAUUGGUGUGCUGGACAUAGCUGGUUUUGAGAUCUUUGAGUUUAACAGCUUUGAACAGCUGUGUAUCAACUUCACCAACGAGAAGCUGCAGCAGUUCUUCAACCAGCACAUGUUUGUGCUGGAGCAGGAGGAGUACAAGCGGGAGGGCAUUGACUGGGUCUUCAUCGACUUUGGCCUGGACCUGCAGCCCUGCAUUGACCUCAUUGAGAAGCCUCUGGGCAUCCUGUCCAUCCUGGAGGAGGAGUGCAUGUUCCCCAAGGCCUCAGACGCCAGCUUCCGGGCCAAGCUCUAUGACAACCACGCAGGGAAGUCGCCCAAUUUCCAGCAGCCACGGCCUGACAAGAAGCGCAAAUACCAGGCCCACUUUGAGGUGGUCCACUAUGCGGGCGUGGUGCCUUACAGCAUUGUGGGCUGGCUGGAGAAAAACAAGGAUCCGCUGAAUGAGACGGUUGUCCCCAUCUUCCAAAAGUCGCAGAACAAGCUCUUGGCUAUGCUCUACGAGAACUACGCCGGCUCCUGCUCUACUGAGCCCCCCAAGUCUGGGGUGAAAGAGAAGCGGAAGAAGGCAGCAUCAUUCCAGACGGUGUCCCAGCUGCACAAGGAGAACCUCAACAAGCUGAUGACCAAUCUGCGGGCCACACAGCCCCACUUUGUCCGUUGCAUUGUCCCCAAUGAGAACAAGACCCCAGGAGUCAUGGAUGCCUUCUUGGUGCUACACCAGCUGCGCUGCAAUGGGGUUCUGGAGGGGAUCCGGAUCUGCCGCCAAGGAUUCCCCAAUAGGCUGCUUUACACCGACUUCCGGCAGCGGUACCGCAUCCUGAACCCCAGUGCCAUCCCGGACGACACCUUCAUGGACAGCAGGAAGGCCACAGAGAAGCUGCUGGGCUCGCUGGACAUCGACCACUCCCAGUACCAGUUUGGCCACACCAAGGUGUUCUUCAAGGCCGGGCUUCUGGGUGUGUUGGAGGAGCUUCGGGACCAGCGUCUGGCCAAGGUCUUGACGCUGCUGCAGGCUCGGGGCCGGGGCCGCCUCAUGCGUCUUGAAUACCAGCGCCUGCUUGGAGGCAGGGAUGCCCUGUUCACCAUCCAGUGGAACAUCCGUGCCUUCAAUGCUGUCAAGAAUUGGUCAUGGAUGAAGCUCUUUUUCAAGAUGAAGCCACUGCUCCGCUCGGCACAGGCUGAGGAGGAGCUGGCGGCCCUGCGUGCAGAGCUGCGGGGGCUGCGAGGGGCCCUGGCCACUGCCGAGGCCAAGCGCCAGGAGCUGGAGGAGACACACGUCAGCGUGACCCAGGAGAAGAACGACCUGGCCCUGCAGCUGCAGGCGGAGCAGGACAAUCUGGCGGAUGCCGAGGAGCGCUGCCACUUGCUGAUCAAGUCCAAGGUGCAGCUGGAGGCCAAGGUGAAGGAACUGAGCGAGCGGCUGGAGGACGAGGAGGAGGUGAAUGCUGACCUGGCCGCCCGCCGGCGCAAGCUGGAGGACGAGUGCACCGAGCUCAAGAAGGACAUUGAUGACCUGGAGCUGACGCUGGCCAAGGCCGAGAAGGAGAAGCAGGCUACGGAGAAUAAGGUGAAGAACCUGACAGAGGAGAUGGCGGCGCUGGACGAGUCAGUGGCCCGGCUGACCAAGGAGAAGAAGGCCUUGCAGGAGGCCCACCAGCAGGCCCUGGGCGACCUGCAGGCUGAGGAGGACCGAGUGAGCGCGCUGGCCAAGGCCAAGCUCCGGCUGGAGCAGCAGGUGGAGGACCUGGAGUGCUCCCUGGAGCAAGAAAAGAAGCUGCGCAUGGACACAGAGCGGGCCAAACGCAAGCUCGAGGGUGACCUGAAACUGACGCAGGAGUCGGUGACAGAUGCUGCCCAGGACAAGCAGCAACUGGAGGAGAAGCUCAAGAAAAAGGACUCUGAGCUGAGUCAGCUGAACCUGCGGGUGGAGGACGAGCAGCUCCUGGGGGCCCAGCUGCAGAAGAAGAUCAAGGAGCUGCAGGCUCGGGCCGAGGAGCUGGAGGAGGAGCUGGAGGCCGAGCGGGCGGCCCGGGCCCGCGUGGAGAAGCAGCGGGCAGAGGCGGCCCGGGAGCUGGAGGAGCUGAGCGAGCGGCUGGAGGAGGCGGGCGGCGCGUCCGCGGGGCAGCGCGAGGGCUGCCGGAAGCGCGAGGCUGAGCUGGGGCGGCUGCGCCGGGAGCUGGAGGAGGCGGCCCUGCGGCACGAGGCCACGGUGGCUGCCCUGCGGCGUAAGCAGGCGGAGAGCGCCGCCGAGCUGGGCGAGCAGGUGGACAGUCUGCAGCGGGUGCGGCAGAAGCUGGAGAAGGAGAAGAGUGAGCUCCGCAUGGAAGUGGAUGAUCUGGGCGCCAGUGUGGAAACUCUGGCUCGUGGCAAGGCCAGUGCAGAGAAGCUGUGCCGGGCCUAUGAGGAUCAGCUGAAUGAGGCCAAGAUCAAGGUGGAGGAGCUGCAGCGGCAACUUGCAGAUGCGAGCACCCAGCGUGGGCGGCUCCAAACCGAGAGUGGGGAGCUGAGCCGCCUGCUUGAAGAGAAGGAGUCUCUGAUCAGCCAGCUGAGCCGCGGGAAGGCCACGGCCACCCAGAGCUUGGAGGAACUGCGGCGGCAGCUGGAGGAGGAGAGCAAGGCCAAGAGUGCGCUGGCCCAUGCCGUGCAGGCUUUGCGGCAUGACUGCGACCUCCUGCGGGAGCAGCACGAGGAGGAGGCUGAGGCCCAGGCCGAGCUGCAGCGGCUGCUGUCCAAGGCCAAUGCCGAGGUGGCGCAGUGGAGAAGCAAGUACGAGGCAGAUGCCAUCCAGAGGACAGAGGAGCUGGAGGAGGCCAAAAAGAAGCUGGCACUGCGGCUGCAGGAGGCAGAGGAAGGGGUGGAGGCCGCUCACGCCAAGUGCUCGUCGCUGGAGAAGGCCAAGCUGCGGCUGCAGACAGAGUCGGAGGAUGUGACCCUGGAGCUGGAGCGGGCGACUUCGGCGGCUGCGGCCCUGGACAAGAAGCAGCGGCACCUGGAGCGGGCGCUGGAGGAUCGGCGGCGGCAGGAGGAGGAGAUGCAGCGGGAGUUGGAGGCGGCCCAGAGGGAGGCCCGCAGCCUGGGCACCGAGCUCUUCCGGCUGCGGCACAGUCAUGAGGAGGCUCUUGAGGCCCUGGAGACGCUCAGGCGGGAGAACAAGAACCUGCAGGAGGAGAUCAGUGACCUCACGGACCAGGUCAGCCUCAGUGGGAAGAGCAUCCAGGAGCUGGAGAAGGCCAAGAAGGCACUGGAAGGGGAGAAGAGUGAGCUCCAGGCCGCACUGGAGGAGGCCGAGGGGGCCCUGGAGCUGGAGGAGACCAAGACUCUGCGGAUCCAGCUGGAGCUCUCCCAGGUCAAGGCUGAAGUGGACCGGAAGCUGGCGGAGAAAGAUGAGGAGUGCACUAACCUGAGGCGCAACCACCAGCGGGCAGUGGAGUCCCUGCAGGCCUCCCUGGAUGCAGAGACUCGAGCGCGCAAUGAGGCCCUGCGGCUCAAGAAGAAGAUGGAGGGUGACCUCAAUGACCUGGAGCUGCAGCUGGGCCAUGCCACCCGCCAGGCCACGGAGGCACAGGCAGCCACGCGGCUGCUGCAGGCCCAACUCAAGGAGGAGCAGGCCGGGCGGGACGAGGAGCAGCGGCUGGCGGCUGAGCUCCGCGAGCAGGCACAGGCCCUGGAGCGGCGGGCCGCCCUGCUGGCUGCGGAGCUGGAGGAGCUGCGGGCUGCCCUGGAGCAGGGCGAGCGCAGCCGCCGGCUGGCGGAACAGGAGCUGCUAGAGGCCACCGAGCGCCUCAACCUUCUGCAUUCCCAGAACACAGGCCUCUUGAACCAGAAGAAGAAACUAGAGGUGGAUUUGGCCCAGCUGAGCGGCGAGGUGGAGGAGGCUGCCCAGGAAAGACGGGAAGCCGAGGAGAAGGCCAAAAAGGCCAUCACCGACGCAGCCAUGAUGGCGGAGGAGCUGAAAAAGGAGCAAGACACCAGUACACACCUGGAACGGAUGAAGAAGACACUAGAACAGACGGUGCGGGAGCUACAGGCCCGGCUUGAGGAGGCAGAACAAGCUGCCCUCCGUGGCGGGAAGAAGCAGGUGCAGAAGCUGGAGGCCAAGGUGCGGGAGCUGGAGGCUGAGCUUGACGCGGAGCAGAAGAAGCACGCUGAGGCCCUCAAGGGGGUGCGGAAACACGAGCGCCGGGUCAAGGAGCUCAUGUACCAGGCCGAGGAGGACAGGAAGAACCUGGCUCGCAUGCAGGACCUGGUGGACAAGUUGCAGAGCAAGGUCAAGAGCUACAAACGUCAGUUUGAAGAGGCGGAGCAGCAGGCCAGCACUAACCUGGCCAAGUACCGCAAGGCCCAGCACGAGCUGGACGAUGCGGAGGAGCGGGCGGACAUGGCGGAAACCCAGGCCAACAAGCUGCGGGCGCGGACCAGGGAUGCCCUGGGCCCCAAGGUGAGGGCUGGUGUGGGGCACCCACCCUGCCCGCUGCUUGGGGGGCAGCUCACUCAGGCGGCACCCUUUUCCCCUCAGCACAAGGAGUGAAGCCCAAGUCCCUGGGCUCUGAAGAGGGACAGCUGCUUGAGCUGCGGCCGCCCCAAGCCCUGCUGUCCCCUGCCUGAAUAAAUGCCAUGGCUGCAGCUCCAACUGCCUUCCUUCUCAUUCUCUGGGGUUCAGAGGGGGACGGAGCACAUGGUCCCAUGGACAAAAGUCAGGUCCACAUCAGUCAUUUAAAAUAAAUUCUUUAAUAGUCUCCA
Molecule: messenger RNA, 9791 nt
Organism: Sus scrofa (pig)
Lineage: Eukaryota; Metazoa; Chordata; Mammalia; Artiodactyla; Suidae
Source: RefSeq, a predicted model, not a curated record